Messenger RNA from Aspergillus lentulus, 759 nucleotides. RefSeq lists its product as uncharacterized. NCBI's taxonomy places the organism in Eukaryota, Fungi, Ascomycota, Eurotiomycetes, Eurotiales, Aspergillaceae. The record is from RefSeq and is a predicted model, not a curated record.
AUGAAGCGUCGAUUGAGAUCCCCUCAAUCUCGUACACCGUUAUACAGAUCGGAGCGGGACUCGGAAAGCGGCACAGGCACAGGGAAUUGGACUCCUGAUAGUUCUGAUUCUUCCAAUGGUGAUGACAGGAAUGAGUUGGCCGUUCACUCGCUGGCUGAAGAAAACACAGAAUCCCGCAAGAACUGUACGGAAGGGUCGCAGGGCAAUGCUCAUACUUCGCAAGCAACACGGACGCCUUCCAGUAGCGACCACAAAACGACAGACAAGAGGUGGAGAGCGCUCAUGUACCUUAGUGUGGAACAAUUCCUGAAGCUAGGCAUUAUCCAAAAGAUAAUCGAGAACUUACAUGACGACGAUCUGGUCCACGUCAUGGAGCAAGCCCUGAACAUCGAAGAUCUCGAUUUCACUAUACAGAGAAGGGUCCAAUACGAGGUUCUCUGCACGCCCCAGAAGCAGCGCAUCGAUUAUCUCAACCACUACCUGCAAGAGGGUGCCGAGACUUACGACAUCAAGACAAAUACAAAACCCGCGCUUCACAGUAUGCUCUAUUACUUCUGUGUAAAAAACCCGAAAAAGAAGAGAGGAAUGCUCCUCGACCAACUGCAUCAGAUAUCGACGCUGAAGGCAUUUAAUGCCCUUGCUCGGCAGAUCUGGUGUCUUCCUGCAGAGGAGAGAGACAAGCUGGGAGACGAUGCAAUCCAAUACCAUGAGCAGCGACAUGAAGUCGAUCCAAAGUACUGGCUUCCUUGGGGGUGGUGA